AUGAUAAACGACUUGAAUGCCGAAGUCGACAAGGCACAGAGACAACUUGACACUGCAAAUGAUGACAAAGAUGGCAAUGAAGCAAUGAAACAGAAAUAUCAAGACGAACUGAUGAGUGUCAGAACUGAACUUGAUCAAGAAAAGAAAUACCGUGCCGAGACCCAAUUGAUUAAAGGAAAGUACGAGAAAGAUAUCGCUGAAAUCACAGUCAAAGUUGAAACUUUUGAGAAGAACGUCCAGAUGGAUGAACAAAAGAAUGUUGAGAAUAUGAGAGAUUAUAAAACCGCUAUUGAAAAAUUGAUGAGAACAAAGACAGAACUCGAUGAGAAACAAAACGAAUGCGACAAACUUGAAGACGAUAUGUCUGAGAUGAAGACUGAAUUGGAGGCUUUUGAACAAGCUGCUAAGACUUAUAAACAGUCAAAGAACACUUACGAGAAGGAAUUGACUGAACUGAAUGAACAACUUGAUCUUGAAAGAACCACUGCUCAACAGGCUAAAGCACAGAAGAAGAGCAAUGCAGACAAACUCAGAGAAGUGAUAAAGAACGAAUUUGGUGAAUAUAAGGAACAUGUUGAUGAAUUUAUUAACUCAUUGACUGCUCAAAAAGCUGAUUCACAGAAGGAACUUGAGAAGGAGAGAGCAAUGAAACAAAAACCCGACAAAGAAACUCAAAGACUUAGAGCUAAAGUUGAAGAGGCUGAGAGAAAGCUUGUAGAAUUCGAACAGAAGGAGUCUACUUUCAACACCCAGAUUGGUAAGACACAAUCCGAUUUGAAGAAGACACAACAAUCAGUCAGAGAUGGCGAAUUGAGAAUUGCCGAGUUGGAAGAUCAGGUUAGAAAGGCUGGUGAAGAUCUGAACAACAAACAAUUUGAAGUCGAUAAAAUUAAUGCUGAACUUAAGAAGACUAAAAACGGGUUGAAAAAGAUGCAAAAAGACACAAUAAGAAAAGUAUAA
This is a messenger RNA of Entamoeba invadens IP1, 960 nucleotides long. Its product is annotated as myosin heavy chain, embryonic smooth muscle isoform, putative. The record is from RefSeq and is a predicted model, not a curated record. Bases 1 to 960 code for a protein of 319 amino acids. Lineage: Eukaryota; Evosea; Mastigamoebida; Endamoebidae. The transcript is spliced from 2 exons.